AGGCAUUUCCACUUCAACUUGAAACUCAAUACCGUAACAUCGUUCAUACUGUCAACAAACCUCCACGCCCUCGCAUAUUCAAUCAAUCAGCAAAGUCGUCCUUAUAGUCCAGAAACCUACACAAGGUCAAUGUACCCUUCCAGCAAGAUGAGGAAUUUAUCGGUUUCUAACCCCUCCAGUACAAUCGAAUCAUGAAGCGGUUCAUUGUUGCGGCAUCUGUACUGCAGCUUGCAGCUGCCGAUUGGCAGUACAAAUCUCGCACUGAUCUUGCCAUUCCUCGCCUCAACAUCACCAUUCCCGCGGCAGACAAUGUCGAACAGGGAUUCCUUUUUGUUGCUCCUUUCGCGGGCUACCCAGACACUGCGUUUGAACAGCAUGGUCCCCGCCAGGCUGGACCAUACAUCUUUCGUGACAACGGAGAUCUUAUUUGGUCCGGCUAUGGAAUCUAUUCCAUUUGGUCUACCAACUUCCAGGCUGCUAAGUGGAAGGGUCGAGACGUGCUCUUCAGUUUCGAAGGUGACCACAAUGCUGGUUAUGGCCAUGGUCACGGUCACACAACUAUUAUGGACCAGCACUAUGAGACAGUUCGGGAGCUGCGCGCUGGUAAUCACAAGCUCACCGAUAAACACGAAUUCCAUGUCGUGAGCGACAACACUGCUGUUAUCCAAGUUUACCAACCUGUUCCACGUGACCUGACUGCGUAUGGUGCAAGCGAGGAGCAGCAGUGGAUUGUUAACGCAAUCUUCCAAGAGCUUGAUAUCACUACCGGCGAGUUGCUCUUUGAAUGGGCUAGUCUUGAUCACGUCGCACCUGAUGAGGCUAUUCUUCCCAUCAAUCCCGGCCAGGCUGGUUCUGGAUACAACUCCUCUGAUGCUUGGGACUACUUCCAUAUCAACAGUGUCGACAAGAACUCCGAUGGUGACUACAUCGUCUCUGCUCGUGACGCUUGCUCGGUCCACAAGAUCAACGGCUCCGAUGGUUCUAUUAUCUGGCGUCUAGAUGGCAACAAAUCAUCUUUCAAACUUGGAGAGAAUGUGACCUUCUGCUUCCAACAUCACGCUCGCUUUCAUCCCGAACUCAAAUCCGAGGAUGAUGGCGACGAUAUCGAAAUCAUCUCGCUCUAUGAUAACUCGGCUCACGGCACCGAAGACGGUCGCGGCACGGAAGUCCACACUGCACCUACUAGCAGUGGCAAGAUCAUUAAGCUCAAUACUACAGCUUGGACUGCGGAGCUGGUACAAGGUUUCUACCCGCCUGAUGAUCUCCGGUCCAAGUCUCAAGGCUCCACUCAGCUUCUUCCCAACGGCAAUGUCAUUGUAAACUGGGGUUCUGAGGGAGCUCUCACAGAAUAUGACAGCGAAGGCAAUGUUCUGUUUCACACAUAUAUGGACUCUGGUUACCUUGGUCUCGGUGUCGAGAAUUAUCGUGGCUUCAGAUACAACUGGACCGGUCUCCCCAACGAAGAACCCUCCAUCGUGGCUCUCGAGAAUGAUGAUGGCACCACAGUCUAUGUUUCUUGGAAUGGCGACACUGAGACUCGUGUCUGGCGCUUCUAUGCCGUUACUGGCAGAUUCGGCGGCAAAACGUUGCUUGGUGAGACCAAGCGUACAAGCUUCGAGACCAGUUUGACUCUACCCAAGCAAAGUGGACUCACUAUCGUGGCUGAGGCCCUCGAUGUCAAGGGUAAUGUCCUUAGAACAACUGCAAAGGUCAAUUCUGAGCGCGAGGUUCUGCCAGCAAAGGGUGGAAAGAAGCAUGGCGGCCUCCUUGUACAAGGUCAACAGAAGCCUGCUUGGAUGGAGCUUUAAAUCUGGUACUCCUGGGUCAACUAUGUAUUCGAUCAGCCCCACUGGGAACUGAAACGGUGAGUCUAGGUAGCACGUCGAUGUUGACUCAACCGAGUCAAGAUGCGAGAGGGUGGGUGAAUGGGGAUCGCGCGGCAAGCUGAAGAAAAACUGUACAGUAGCCUCUUCGUCG
Messenger RNA from Aaosphaeria arxii CBS 175.79, 1977 nucleotides. RefSeq lists its product as uncharacterized. NCBI's taxonomy places the organism in Eukaryota, Fungi, Ascomycota, Dothideomycetes, Pleosporales. The record is from RefSeq and is a predicted model, not a curated record. The coding region runs from base 192 to 1808 and encodes 538 amino acids. The transcript has 4 exons.